AGACUUCUUCAUAGUAAGAGACAUAACAGAUGUUUCAUUCAACUUGAAGCGAGUAACAAGCGAGGAAACAAAAUAAGUUUAGACAUGUUGCCAGGAAAGAAAGGGGGAACAUGGCUCGGUAUGUCUAAAAAUGAGAAAAUUGGAGUCCUCACAUUCUAUCGAGAAAGCUUGAAAUUGAAAAGAGAACGCGAGAGAGGACGAGGCCAUUUAGUUGCAGAUUUUCUCAAAUCCAGCCAACAAACAACACCUUUAGUGUUUUUGGAAAAUGUUAGAAAAACCAGCUGUGAAUACGGUGGCUUUAAUUUAAUAUUAGGUCACGUACCUGUUGGCUCAUCCGAUAUGGAUUUUGCUUAUUAUUGUAACAGGGAACACAAACCGUUAUUUGAUUUAAAAGCAGGAACGUACGGGUUAAGUAAUCGAUAUUUAAACUACGGCUGGGAAAAAGUUGUUAUUGGAAAACAAUCCUUUAACGAGAUUGUUCAACGCCAAUGCACAAAUGAUGAAAAGAUUACCCAAUUACUAACUUUUUUAUCUGAUGAAACACGGUAUGAGCUUAAUGAUACGUUUCGUAAUCCAAAAGAUGGUGAUACACCUGACGAGUUUCUUAAAGGUUCCUCGACAGGAAUAUCAGUAAAUAUGCCCAAAUAUAAGUUUGGAACAAGAACAAAUUCGGUGAUUAUUGUAGACAGCAACGAUAAAGUCUCAUUUGUUGAGCGAACAAUGGUUGAACCUAUAAACGCCGAGAAUCCCGUUUGGAAGAGCACCAAGUUUCAGUUUGAACUCAAAGAUGAUUAAUUUUUUUCAUAAUCUUUGAUGAAACAAGUUUUCGCUCAUAAAAACAUAUCAAUUUUUCGAUAUCAAUUAUUAUGUAAAAAUAGUCUUAAAAAUCCCUAACUUAUUUAAAGGAAUGUUCAUCACUGUGCUAUUCAGGUGUAUAUAAGCUAAUGUUGAAGGGAAUAGAAAUAGAUGCACGAAAUUUUGCUGUCGAUAGUAUUUAUAGAUCAGAACGUAAAGAUUACAUUGUUUCUUUGAAGUA
This is a messenger RNA of Xenia sp. Carnegie-2017, 1036 nucleotides long. Its product is annotated as transport and Golgi organization protein 2 homolog. Gene Ontology annotation, cellular component: Golgi apparatus. The transcript has 4 exons. Gene Ontology annotation, biological process: protein secretion; Golgi organization. Lineage: Eukaryota; Metazoa; Cnidaria; Anthozoa; Malacalcyonacea; Xeniidae. The annotation marks the transcript as partial. The record is from RefSeq and is a predicted model, not a curated record.